CGAUAUUCGAAAUUGGAGUGAUAACUGUGAAUUGUGGUGUGCAACUUGCUCUGGAAAUCGAAAAAUAUUGGAAACAAAGGCCGGACACUAGGUGAAGGUGAGCGAUACUCAACUGUUGUUAACAUUCUCCCUGGUAAACACACUGUCUUUUUGUAAACAAAUGGUUGAUAUAAACCCAAAAAAAGACCCCUGAACGAAAUGGAAGACACUCAAGAUAAUGAGAUAGAUAAAAACUCCGGGGUGGAAGGCUUCCAGUUGCGAGAAAUUAUGCAGGGCAUUUCAAGUAUUCAGAGUACCCUAGCGAGCUUCAUGUUUCGUUAAGAUAGUCAAGGGCGGCAUAUGGACGAAAUAACAAAAGAACUACGGGGAAAACACGGGGUCCAAAACGUCUAGAACAGGUCCAAGAGCAAGCAAACGAUACUAUCUAUUCAAUAACUGAUUUAAAAGACUCCCAAGACAAAAUGACUAGAGAAAUAGAUUGUUUGAAAGACUACAUCUCAAAACUAGAGUUCAAAAUCAACACACAAGAGAAACAAAUUCUAGAUCUGAAGACUCGUUCAUUAGAAAACAAUAUCAUUAUCAGUGGUAUAGAUGAAAAAUGCACGGAAAAAUCUGACGAAAUAGGUCUAGCGAAAAUUGUUAGAAAUUUGUUUAUUCAUGAUUUAGAUCUCCAAAACGAAACUGUUGCCAAACUUCAGAUCACAAGUGCAUUCAGAAUGGGAGGGAUUUAUCCAAACAGAAAACACCCAAGGCCUGUGUGUGUACAGUUCAAUAGUAAGAACGACAAAGACCUGAUCAUGAGCAGGAUCAAGGUGUUAAAAGAUAAACGGUCACCUAUCAGAAUCUCGAGUCAUCAACCAGAGGAACUCCGUGAGCAAAGGAGAAAGCUUUUGGAAGUGCAAAAAUCAUAUGACGAUAAGAAUAUUGAAACCCGGCUGAAGGGGGACAAACUCAUUUUUACCAAAAGCGGUAACGUCUACAGGGAUAAAAUGGGUACGCGACCUACGGCAGACAAGGUCAUCUCAGGUGACACAGUGAAGCUCUCCGUCAGCGCAGGUAACCACAUGGAAGACAAUGGGAACCGGUUCGCCUCACACGCAACGACCGUAGACUCAUUCAAGAAAGUCAGAGAAUCACUCGUAGAAAUAAUGCAAAUCCCUACUAUAUCCAGCGCUAGCCAUAACGUGAUUGCAUAUCGCUUUGUAAGCAAAGAUGGGAUACAACACGAAGGAUCUGACGACGACGGCGAACACGGGGCCGGAAGAGCACUGCUACGCACCAUGUGUGAUAAUGGGACACAAAAUGCUUUAGUCGUGGUGUCGCGAUGGUUUGGAUCCAAAAUAGGCGCGAGAAGGUUCACUCAUAUCAAAGACACCGGCGCAAGUGCAUUACAAAAUUUAUCUUUAAAAGAUUAAACUCUAUCAACACCGAUGUUUAAUCACUUCCGUGGAACAUUACGUACAUGACUAUAUACAAUCUGUAGACGUCGUUCUUUUUCUACUCAAUAUUUAUAACGUAUGUCUCAUACCUUUUACAAUAUACUAUCAUAAUAUCAAUAUGGUUCCAUGUGGUUAAAUAUAUAAUAUUCAUUAUGGAUUAUUGAUCAAAAUGAUGCACAU
Molecule: messenger RNA, 1619 nt
Organism: Magallana angulata
Lineage: Eukaryota; Metazoa; Mollusca; Bivalvia; Ostreida; Ostreidae
Exons: 1
Coding region: 462-1415 (317 amino acids)
Biological process (GO): regulation of translational initiation
Cellular component (GO): cytoplasm
Source: RefSeq, a predicted model, not a curated record